Tachyglossus aculeatus (Australian echidna) is the source of this 4671-nucleotide messenger RNA. It is a transcript of the gene MTMR12, whose product is annotated as myotubularin related protein 12. NCBI's taxonomy places the organism in Eukaryota, Metazoa, Chordata, Mammalia, Monotremata, Tachyglossidae. Bases 55 to 2217 code for a protein of 720 amino acids. The transcript has 16 exons. The record is from RefSeq and is a predicted model, not a curated record.
GCGGGAAUCCGGGCGGCCAAGCCGUCCUUCGUGUCCUACGUGCGGCCCGAGGAAAUGCACACCAGCGAGAAGGAAACGGCAGAGAAGGAAGUAAAUCUUCGUUUGCUACCAGGAGAACAGGUGCUUUGUGAAGCCAAUACGGUGGUGAAGGUCAUACAGGAAGAUUCUUGCCAACACGGAAUCUGCGGGAGACUAGUUUGUACAGACUUCAAAAUUGCUUUCCUGGGCGAUGAGUCGGCGUCAGAGGAAAAUGAACUCCAAUUUAAAAAUAAAGUUUUAGGGGAAAAUGAUAUUACUCUCCACUGUGUCGACCAGAUCUAUGGAGUGUUUGACGAGAAAAAGAAAUCUUUGUUGGGACAACUGAAGAAAUACCCAGAGAAACUCAUAAUCCACUGUAAAGAUCUCCGAGUGUUUCACUUUUGUUUGAGGUACACGAAGGAAGAGGAAGUUAAAAGGAUUGUCAGUGGCAUAAUUCAUCAUACCCAGGCUCCUAAAUUACUUAAACGGUUGUUUCUAUUUUCCUAUGCAACUGCCGCACCAAGCAAUGCAGUCACAGAUAAGAGAAAUCAAACUGUGAUGUUUGACUCAAUUAAGGACUGGCGUCAGGAGUUGGAGCGCACCAGAGGAAAUAUGAAGUAUAAAGCAGUGAGUGCCAAUGAAGGCUACAAAAUCUGUGAAAAGUUGCCAGCAUACUUCGUUGUUCCGAUCUCUCUUCCUGAAGAGGACAUCUCACGCUUCCAAGGAAAAGGCGUACCGAUUUGGUGUUGGUCUUGCCAUAAUAGCUGUGCUCUUCUGAAGAUGUCAGCUUUCCCCAGAGAACCAGAUGACAGCACUUUGCAGAUACAAAAAGCCUUCUUAGAUGGCAUAUACAAGACAAUUCACAAGCCACCUUAUGAAAUGGUGAAAACUGAAGACCUAUCAAACAGCCUAUCCUUACAAGAAAUCCAGACUGCAUAUUCCAAAUUUAAACAGCUUUUUCUGAUAGACAAUAUUUCAGAGUUCUGGGACACAGAUGUAAAAUGGUUUUCAUUACUGGAAAACAGCAACUGGCUUGACAUCAUAAGACGCUGCUUGAAAAAAGCAAUAGAGAUUGCUGAGUACCUGGAAGGACAAAACAUAAAUAUCCUCCUUUUAGAAGAGAAUGCAUCUGAUAUAUGCUGCGUAAUAUCCUCUCUGGUGCAAGUGAUGAUGGACCCAUAUUGCAGAACCAAGCUUGGUUUUCAGAGCCUUAUCCAGAAGGAAUGGGUAAUGGGAGCCCACUCUUUCUUGGAUCGCUGUAACCACCUCCGCCAGAAUGAAAAAGAGGAGGUUCCUGUUUUCCUGCUUUUCUUGGAUUGUGUCUGGCAGUUGGUACAACAGUAUCCUCCGGCGUUCGAAUUCACGGAGACUUACUUGACCGUUCUGUCGGAUAGCCUGUACAUACCGAUUUUUAGCACCUUCUUCUUCAAUUCGCCUUGUCAAAAGGAUAGUAAUCUGGCUGGGGAAAGCCAGGAUGCACAAAACAGGCCUUUGAAUCUCCUCUCUGUCUGGGAUUGGUCUGUGCAGUUUGAACCCAAGGCCCUGUCCCUGCUCAACAACCCUCUUUAUGUGGAGAAGCCCAAGUUGGAAAGAAGCCAGAAGAAAGCAACACCCUUCAAGCAUCAGCGACAGCUUUCUUUGCCACUCACCCAAACCAAGUCAUCUCCCAAAAAAGGAUUUUUCAGGGAAGAAACAGAUCACUUUAUUAAAAACAUCCUGGGCAAGAGAAUUAGCAAAUUAAUUAAUUCCUCCGACGAGGUUCCAAAUAACUUCCGAGAGUUCUAUGACACCUGGCACGGCAAACCCGUCGACUACCAUGGACUCCUGCUUCCUCAUCUAGAAGGACCAGAAAUCAAAGUCUGGGCCCAGCGAUACCUGCGCUGGAUUCCGGAGGCCCAGAUUUUGGGAGGUGGUAUGGUCACCACAGUAGCUAAAGUCUUGGAAAUGAUGGAAGAAGUUCAGAGCCUGCAGAAGAAAAUAGACGAGAAACACAACAGUCAAAAAUCCCUUCAAACUGACAUCGUUUCACUCCUGAGGAAGUCUACGCGCUUGUCCUCUUUGUUCCCCUUUGCUUUACUCCAGAGACAUUCCUGGAAGCCUGUAUUGCCCACUGGUUCUCGGAAAGCUUUGGGAGAUGAGGGAGAUGAGGAAGAUUUAGCCAAGAGAGAAGAUGAGUUUGUCGAUCUAGGUGAUGUGUAGUCGAAAGCCUUCAACUUCCCGGAAACUGUACAGAAGGAGAGUCUGGGUGAAGAUGCAGGGAGCGUCAAACAAGUUGGAAUUCUGAACUAAAUGGAUCCCCUGUAGUUUCAUCUGUGGGGGGUGAGUUUUGUGCCGGGGCUCCUUAGCUAGUACCCUUCCAUUUUAAAACCGGGACACCAGGCUGACCCGGCUCUCAUUUUUAACCCGGUUGGGGAAAGUCUAUGCAACGGAACCUGAGUUAUUUGCGAGAGUUUACAGCUUGACGUAGAAAUAGGAUCACACCUUUUCUGUUGCGUAUGGCAGUGUUAUAAAACAACUCCAGGGAAGAUCACUGAUGACUGGAUUAUGGCUAAGGAGUGAGCAAGAUAUUCUUACUCUUGAUGCCGUCCCCUUCCAAAAAAAAAAAAAAAAGACAAACCUUCUGGGCCAAGAGAAUUACCCAGUCAUUAAAAAUGAUCAGUUUUGUGUAGCCACCCUCAGUUAGGAACAAGACACAUCCCGAGGGAGGGAGGUGGGAGCAGUGCGUCGAAAGAGCUAGAUUGGGGGCAGAGAGGAAGACCAAAACGUUUAUGGAAAGGUGUACUGAGCCCUCAGCACAUGAUGUAUCCAUCCCUGUCUGUCUUCACCACCCAGCUUGCAGUGUUCUGAAUCCUCAUCCCUUCUUUAUGCUCCCCCCGGGGAGCUGGUGGCUGCACAGGCACUCCGAGAUCCGCUUUGGAGGGGCUUGGGGGGCUCCAGGCCAAAGCCUGUCACUCUUGCCCACUUGACUCCACUCCAUUUAGGACCAUUUUCUCUCACACACACACACACACACACACACUGUGCUGCCUUGGUACACUCAGUCCCCAGUGGCUUGCUGCUAAUUCUACUUGUUGGACUGGGAAACUGGAGUUUGCCCUGAAAACCUCCAUCAGUAGAGUGAGGUUUAAUUUUCCCCUCUGUGGCCCUAGCUUUGAAGCAAUAGCUGAACAUUUCCAGUUAGAGUGCACUGAUACCGAAGACCUCCAUUACUAGAGCAUUAAGAGGCGUCACCCUUGGUGGCGACCCUGGAAUUGUCUACCGGUGUUGUCUUUUUUACAGACAGUAGGAUGUGGCCAUUGGCAAAUGAGGAAAACCUCCGAACAUUAGAAUCAAAUGUUUGAAUGUCAUACAGUACCUCAGUGAUUUUUUAAAAAGCCAUAGAAGAGAUGUAUUAUGACUGACAACUUCUCCCCUCCCGCCCACCUCCCUGCUAUGUAAACUCUAUAUUUUUAAAAUGUGGAAGAGCACACUUUGUAAGGACCAGUAUUUCCUCCUGCAAAAAACUCUCACAAGAAGAGAUGGCGCUUUGACUUUAGGAGGAGGUUUCAGAUUGAAUAUUUUAUCUUUCUCUGUGUGCGUUAGCCAGUGCGGACCCUGCCGAAAUGCUCGAUGUUAAUCAAAACUUGUAGUCGAAUUGCUCAAGGACAGCCAUAAGGAAUGUUUAAGCUGUUGCUGAGAGGACUUUCUAAAUUUGCACUGAACCAUCUUCUAAACGUUUAGUACGCUGUUCGCUAGUCUCCCAGCUCUGACUUCUCAGUCUGUUGGAGAGACCUUGUGUUGAGAGGAUGAUGAGAUUCACGCAGCUGGGUGCCAAACUAAAGGUCAAGUCUUGUUCUGCCUUAUGCAUCUUAAUAUUGGAGACAGUGUUAUGCUUGCAGUAGCUAUUUUUAAAUCUACCCGUUCCUCAGCUAUCUUCACAGACCAGUUAAGAGCUUUCUUAAGCCAGCACUAAUCUUCACACAUUCUUUUCCGUCGACACACUAUGGAGCUAGCUAGCUUUUGUUACCGUAUUAUAGGGUGAAUAUUUAUUCAGUAGCCUAUACCGCAUUUGGACUUCAAUAAACCGGAAUUUCAUAAAUGCUUGGAUUGCUGCUCUUUGCUCCAGAAAUCAUUCCAUUUAAAGUCAGAAAGUUGUUGCCAUUGUAUUAGAAAUAGUUCUAUGUGCAGAGGGAUGUUUUCUACUUUUUUAUUGCUGUCCAGAAGGAAAAGGAUUAAACUAUUGUUAAAUCAUGACAGUUAUGUUAUUUAUAUUUGCAAUCAGAUUUCUAUACCUUGUAUUUGUGUACAAAAUUUUUAAAUGGAUUUAUAUAUUAAAGGAAAUUUCUAUACAGGAUGGGAACUUGGGCAAAUGCUUACCCUGAACAGUUAGUGAGGCCAUUAAACUUUGUUAUGCUGCACUGCAAGAUUGAAAAUGUACCUUGGUUUAAAGUAUAUAGUACCCUGGAUUUCUGUUCAUACCUCUAAGGUGUUACACUGAAUACCAACUAGCUUUAAUUGAAUUCUAAACUUGCCUGUUAUUUUUUUAAAGGAAUAAGCUGUUGGGGCAGUAAUCUGUGUAAAUUUUGCUUUUUCUUACUGUAUGUACAACUGGAGUUUACUUGUAUCACACUGUACUAUAUUUGAGUGCAGGAAUUAAAGCACAGUUAAAGAUGA